Botrytis byssoidea is the source of this 1241-nucleotide messenger RNA. RefSeq lists its product as uncharacterized. Gene Ontology annotation, biological process: rRNA processing; ribosomal large subunit assembly. Gene Ontology annotation, molecular function: rRNA binding. Bases 142 to 1074 code for a protein of 310 amino acids. The record is from RefSeq and is a predicted model, not a curated record. Gene Ontology annotation, cellular component: nucleolus. The transcript has 4 exons. Lineage: Eukaryota; Fungi; Ascomycota; Leotiomycetes; Helotiales; Sclerotiniaceae.
CUGAGUAUCGCGCUAAGAUUAAAGGUCGCGCUUACGCUAUCAAGAAAUUCUUAAGAAAGUUUGGAGAUCUCAAGAACUUUUUUGCGCCCGAUAGCAUUGAACAUAUAUUUUUAAUAUACACAACACAAUACAACAUUCACAAUGGCUUCUGUUUAUAAGUCAUUAUCAAAGACCACUGGUCACAAAGAAGAUGGUCCUGCAAACGGGGUUAAGAAAAAUAAGCAAAGAGUUUUAAUCUUGUCUUCGAGAGGAAUUACUUACAGACAUCGACAUCUCCUCAAUGACCUUGCGUCCCUUCUUCCUCAUGGUAAAAAAGAUGCGAAACUCGAUACCAAGUCGAAGCUCUAUCAAUUGAACGAAUUGGCUGAAUUAUAUAAUUGUAAUAAUGUAUUUUUCUUCGAGGCGAGAAAAGGAAAGGAUCUUUACCUGUGGAUGAGCAAGGCACCCAACGGACCUACCGUGAAAAUGCAUAUGCAGAAUCUACACACAAUGGAAGAACUUCAUUUCACCGGAAACUGCCUCAAAGGAUCCCGACCCAUCCUUUCUUUCGAUGCCUCUUUUGAUAAGGAACCUCAUCUCCGCGUUCUGAAAGAACUAUUCCUCCAUAUCUUCGGUGUACCAAAGGGUGCAAGAAAAUCGAAACCUUUCAUUGAUCAUGUUAUGGGAUUCACAUUGGCAGAUGGCAAAAUCUGGAUUCGAAAUUAUCAAAUCAGCGAGUCAGAACCAUCGAAAGUGAAGGGCGCUGAAGAAGAAACUUCUACGAAAUCUAAAUCGAAGAGCUCGGGAGUCAGCGAGACGGAAUGCAACUUGGUGGAGAUCGGACCAAGAUUCGUGCUGACACCCAUUGUCAUUCAAGAGGGAAGUUUUGGUGGACCAAUCAUCUACGAGAAUAAGGAGUUCGUGUCGCCCAACCAAGUCAGAAGCGAGAUCAGAAAGAAGAAGGCAGGAAGAUAUAAUGCGAGAGCUGAACAGGGUAUUGAGAGACUGGCAAAGAAGGGAGAAUUGGGACUCAGAACGAGUGGAGGAAGACAGGCGCCAAAGGAUGCCCUGGAUAAUGCCGAGUUGUUUGCUUAGACUGAGAAGAUUCCCUAAUGGCGUUUGGUGCAUGGAAAAUAUGUAUAAGGGAGAAAUCAAGAGAAAAGUUUACUUUUUGCCAAACUUGGAACGGCUAACUGCUCAUUUGCGAAAACAUUCAAUGACAGAAAUAUCGAUAUGCACGCCUGCGCCCCUGCAUCACCACC